Messenger RNA from Brassica rapa (field mustard), 1347 nucleotides. RefSeq lists its product as uncharacterized. The record is from RefSeq and is a predicted model, not a curated record. Lineage: Eukaryota; Viridiplantae; Streptophyta; Magnoliopsida; Brassicales; Brassicaceae.
AUGUCUCAUCUGAUCCUUGAAUUACCAAGAAGAUGGCAGAAGGCGAACACGGUCAGAGGUUUUGCCUUAACCAAAGAAAGGUUUCAAUUCGUGUUCAUGCAUGAACACGAUCUUAAUGAAAUCCUUGAUAAAGGCAUUCAGACUUUUGAUGACUGGGGUCUUGCUAUUGAGAGAUGGGUUGAACGGCCGUCGUCUGGUUUUCUUCAAUACGUCUCAAUCUGGGUUCGGAUCAGCAAUAUCCCUGUCAAUCACUACACCAAAAAAGCUAUCUCUGAUCUUGGAGAUCUUGUUGGUCAUGUAGAAGAAGUUGCUUUUGAUCCUGAUAAACCCCAAAGACAGAGUUAUGUGCGGGUUAAAAUUCGUUUUCAUGUCUCGAAGCCUUUAAAAAAGACAAGGAUUAUAAACCUUCCUGGUGGAGAUCAAACCACGAUCAACUAUUACUAUGAAAGGGUUCAGAUGCGAUGUCACCACUGUCAAAGAUUAACACAUGCAAAGCCAAGAUGCCCCUUUCUCAACAACUCUGAAGGAGCAAGUGAACGUAUCUCACCAUGCAUGUCUAUAUCUCAGACUCCUAAAACGUUUCAGGUCCUCUCUGAAACUGAUCCUCUCUUUGGAGUUUUAAAAGAGGAUCAAGUUGGAAUCAACCCCAUCUCUGGCCGGCCGCGAAUUGCUCCUGAGAUUCUGCAAGAAAUGCGUAAUUACUUGCUUGCCUCCAGUAAUGAAGAUCGUCAUGUCCGCGAGCAGAGGGUCAUUUCCUCAGUUAAAGAAGCUGAACAGAAUCCUAUCACACAGAGGUCUACCCUUCAGCUCCUUCCCCCUCCUGUCUUUACUAAAGAUCUUGAUAAGGGAAAAGGUUUAGUCUUUGGGUACGAUAAAGAAGACCUCACUUUGAAGUCUCUCUUCUCAAGCUCGCAACCUAAGCUUAUGGCUUCGGCAAUAGCAGCGGGGAGUUCUAUAAUAAACCCUACAACAAACGUCUUCUGUCGCUUGACUCUGCAAAAUCCUCAAGCCUCUAUGUUCCUACCGUCAAGCUCUCAGACACAACAGCCUAGCUCUCAGACACAACAGCCUAGCUCUCUGUUUCAACAGUCAAACUCUCCUCUAAUCUUCUCAGCUAAGGCGCCAAUCACUAAGGUUUAUAGUAAAAGGAAGCCCGGAAGAUAUAGAAAGGUUCAGAGAACUCAGAAAAAAUCUCAGGAAGUAUCAGAGGUCUCUGGUGACUUGGCACGACCAGAAGGAAACUCGCAGAAGAAGAGGAAGGCAGAAGGUGAUUUGGGAGGUGCAUCCAAAGCUGCUAAGAGCAAUGCAUCAUUGAUGGUCCCGCGUGAGGGACCGUCCAACGCCUAA